CUCUAGAAAGACAAAUAUUUAGGAACGGAGGGAGUACUAGGCACGAGGAGGAGGUUGUCUAGAUGGGCAGGUGAUACCUCAGAAGGACACCUUCUGAUAUUUGGGGUCAAUGCUGCAAAAGGAUAGGGAUAUCAAUGAAGAUGUCAACACUCAACCAUCGAAUCAAAGCCGGAUGGAUGAAGUGGUGCCAAGCUUCUAGCGUUCUCUGUGACAAGAGAGUGCCACAAAAGCUAAAAGGCAGGUUCUACAGCGGUGAUUCGACAUGCAAUAUUGUAUGGCGUUGAGUGUUGGGCGACUAAAAGGCAUCUACUUGUCAUAUCCUUGCUGACGGUUUCUUGCUCAGAUUUGGGAUCGAGAACGUGAUACUUGGGGAAGAAGAAUAAACCAGAGAGAUAAGGGGUAGGAGGAAAGAAAAUGUGAGCUUAUAUAUAGCUCGUACAUUUUCACACACUCAGCCCACCAGGCUCUCACACUUACAUGGCUGAAAGUCCAAAUGAACAAGACACUCUCAGAUGGCCCACUAGUUAUUCAAACAUUUCCCUUGGCGCCGCUCUUGACCUCCUUCAGAUUCUUCUUCCCAUGUUCUGCAGCUGUCAGGGUGACAUCACUGACAGGUCCUGGCUCUCCAGAACCAACUUGUCCCCUAGCUGGGGCAUUUGGAAACUUCUGAUGUGCAGUCUCAGAAUCUUCCUAAGUUGCAUAAGAGGCAGGCAAACCUUUCCAUUGAAGGAACGCUUGCAGCAGAAAGCAUUACCUUUCUUAACCAAGCGCCGAUCCAAAAUAAGUUCAGGCUGAAGAUCUUCCGUAUCAAGUAACAGAGGUGCUGGUGAAGUGGUAAAGAUAGGAGUGUGGUCAGGGGUCUUUUGUUUCAAUUGAGACGCACGAAACACCGGAUGCACCUGACUACUUGCAGGAACAGCAAGCUGAUAUGCCAUUGGACCUAUUUUCUCCAGAAUUUUGUAGGGACCAAAAUACUUGAAAGCUAGUUUGAGAAAUGGCCGCUUGAUCACCGAUGGUUUAGCAUAAGGUUGAAGCUUCAGAAACACAUAAUCUCCAACCGGGAAUUCCCUUGGUGAUCUGUGUUAGGAAGUCUUUCCGAACAAUCUGUUCUUAUCUUCCUCAGACUUCAUUUUGCACUGAGCCCUGUAUAGUCGAACUUUCAGAUGUUCAGAGUAUAAAUGCCACUCAUGCAGCCAACUCUCUAAGUCAGUAUUGUCGGUAGCUUGAGGGCGAGGCAAUUCUCCCAGGUGUGGCUCAUGACGAUAAAGGGCUUUAAAAGGAGAACCACCCAAGGAGGAAUGAUGAGACGUAUUGUACCAGAAUUCUGCUAAGGGAAGCCAAUUAACCCAUUUAGUAGGUGUGUCAUUAACAGAGCAUCUGAGAUACAUUUCUAAACACUGAUUGACUCUCUCAGAUUGCCCAUCAGUUUGAGGAUGUCGAGCAGUAGACAUCUGAAGUUUGGAUCCCCACAAAGUAAACAAUUCUUUCCAAAAUUUGCUGGUGAACAAUGGAUCUCUGACUCUAUCAGAAGUGACUGUGUAAGGCAUACUAGGUAACUUGACAAUUCUGUAAGAAUAACUGAGCAACUGAAGCUGCGGUGUAUGGAUGUUUCAAUGGAAUAAAAUAUCUGUCCACCACCACCAGGAUGACAGAAUAACCACAAUAAUUAGGCAGACCUUCAAUAAAAUCCAUGGUCACAUCCUCCCAGGCACCUUGUGGAACAGGCAGCGGGUUAAGGAAACCUGGAUACUUGAAUUGUUCAUGUUUAGUCUGCUGACAGAUCUGACAUUCUGGACAAAAUUUGUGACCGCUUGGUUUAGGCCAGUCCAGUGAAACAACUUAACUCUCUGAUAAGUUGCCUGAUUUCUAGAAUGCCCCCCUAUAGGUCUAGCAUGAAAGGCCUCAACUGUUUUGGUUUGCAACCCUGAAUUAGCCCCAAUCCAAACCACCCCCCCUCCCCUGGUGUUUUAUCCAUUAUGCGGAGUAAAGUCUGGGACUCCAUCAGGAGUAAGAACUAACUUCUGCAGUAACUCAUGAGCUUCUUCCCUAAAAAAACUCAUGAGCUUCUAAAUCUACUGCAUAGGAGUUUACAACUUCCUGUAACCACAAAAGCAUGCCCAAUUCUUGAAAGUGCAUCUGCUGCCUUAUUGUCUACUCCCUUUUUGAACUGAAAUUUGAACUGUAGCCCAAUUAACUUAGUCAUGGCUUUUCUCUGCAAGUAUGAAGUAAGAAUUUGAUAUUCCAAAUUUCACCAAAUGUCCUCUAGAAACAUAUGGCCUCCAUCUAUCCACAGCCAUCAUAACUGCUAAAAACUCCUUUUCUUAAAUGGACAGUUUGCUAUUGCUAAUACCCAGAGCUUUACUAUAGUAUGCCAUUAGAUAACCUUGUUAACUGAGCACACCACUUGUACGAGAGUCACAUGCAUCUCUGUUUCAAUACAGAAGGGCUGUGUGAAAUCUGCUAGACGUAAAACAGGAGUGUUACUCAUAGCUUGCUUGAGCUGGUCAAAUGCCACUUGUGCUUCUGGAUACCAAUGCAAAGCCUUCUUUUGCAGAAGUGUAGUUAAUGGUUUGGCCAGAAUAUCAUAAUUUUUGACAAAGUUCAUAUAGUAUCCUGUCAAUCCCCAAAAUCCCCUUAAUUAUGUCGCAAUAGUGGGAACGGGCCACUGUAACAUAGCUUUUGUCUUCUCAGGCUCUGUGGCAACUCCCUUGUCAGAAAUGAUGUGACCUAGGUACUCCAGUUGUUGCUAAGGAAAUAAACACUUGCUCUGUUUUGAAAAUAACAGAUGUUUUCUGAGAAUAUAUCCAGACCUUGUUUCAGAUGCACAACAUGGGACUCCAAGUCUUUGCUAUGAACUAAUAUAUCAUCCAUGAAAACCAAUACACAAAUUUUCUGAUAUAGGGUGCAAACACAACAUUCAUGAUGCACUGAAAGGUAGCUGGGGCAGUUGUCAGCCCAAAGGGCAUAACUCUGAAUUGAAAUUUCCCAUGAUGAGUUUUAAAUGCAGUUUUAGCUUCACCUUCCUCCACCAUUCUAAUCUGGUGAUAGCCUGCCCUGAGGUCCAGCUUAGAAAAUCACUUGGUUCCAGCUAACUCAUCCACCACAGGCAUUGGGAAUUUGCUUUUAAUUGUCAGCAAGUUAAGUCUUCUAUAGUCCACACAGAAUCUCCAUGUCCCAUCUUUUUCUUGACUAAAAGCAUAGGUGAGGCAAAAGGGGCAUACUGGGUGUCACUAUGCCAGCAACAAUCAUUUCAGAGACUUGCUUCUCAAUUUCAUCCAUUUGCAAUGUGGAAUACCUGUAGGGUCUUGAAUUAAUUGAAGCAUUGUAAGGUAGUGAUGAGAGGCAUGAUCAUAAGUCCUAUGAGGUGGCAACUGUUGUGGAUUUUGAAACACAUCAGUGUAUUCAGUGAGGAGUCGCUGAAUACUUUCAGGUGUAGUUCGCACUGAUACUGCUGCCUCGGUAGUUAAUAUUCCUGUAGCCCAGACAUCAUUACCUUCCACACAUUUUUCAAAUUGUUCAACAAUGAAUUCUUGCAGUUGUGUGACUGGCUUAUCUUUCAUGCCUUGUAAAGUAACAGUGUGACCCUUGUCCUGAACUGUAUCCAUUUCUCCUCCCAGUGGCAUGUCAUAGGACCCCACUGUGCUAACCAAUCCAUGCCCAAGAUGACAUCAUAACCUCCCAGGGGUACAACUUCAUGUAUGUGGUAAAUGUACGAACCAUGAACCUCUUGUUCACAAGUCAUUGGCCACUUUAACUUUCAGAGGAAGAGGUAGUGUUUUGGUGUUACACUAAAUUCUGUCAGCUAGCUGCUGACCAGUGAAAGUGUGAGAACUACCAGAGUCCACUAAUAGCAACAUGACUUGAUUAGUUACCAUGGCUCUUAGUCUGACUGUCUUAGGGUUGUUUGUUCCAGAGAAUGCAUUGACAGACAAGAAUGCAGCAGCCUCAGCUACAGUUUCUGUCAGCUAGCUGCUGAUCAGUGAAAGUGUGAUAACUACCAGAGUCCACUAAUAGCAACAUGACUUCAUUAGCUACCAUGGCUCUUAGUCUGACCGUCUUAGGGUUGUUUGUUCCAGACAAUGCAUUGACAGACAAGAAUGCAGCAGCCUCAGCUACAGUUUCUUCCACUGCAAGAGCAUCCAGCAUUGCAUCCUCUAUAUACACCUGUUCCCCCCCUGUGGUUUCAAUAGCCUUCACUUGAGCCUCAUUUUUCGUGCAUACAUGUCCAGGAGCAUAUUUGUCUCACAGCUGUAACACACUUUGCUUUCCAGAGAUUCCCAGCAGCAAACUGAGUUCGCUGAACAGGUUCUUGUUGUGGUAUAUAACCCCCAUUUCUGCUAUAUCGUCCCUGCUGUCCUUUGUUUAAUUCCAGCACUGCCUCUUGUACUAGAGCAUAUACAGUUGCAGUAUGAACUGUAAGAGGCAAUGAAUUUCAACAGCUGCUCUUAUAUCAUCUUUCAAUCCAAGUACAAAUUGAGUAACCAAAAAUAUUUCACUGACAGACCCUUCAUACAGUUUGACUUGCUACACAAGCUGAUUGAAAUUACUCGGAUAUUCCUGAACAGUUCGAGUCUGUUUUAAAACCAACAGACCUCUCAUGCAAUCUCUAUGCACAUUGAGGUCAAAUUCCUGCAGCAUGGCCACAGAAAACUGACUCCAUGAUGAACGGUAAUCAGACAGUUUAUAUGACUGGUACCAGUGUGCAGCAUUUCCAUGUAAGUGCAGAGAUGCAGACAUGACUUUUAAGUUUUCAGGAGUUUGAUACAACAGGAAAUAAGCUUCAAUUAUCAAGUCAAAUUCGAAUUCCUUCCCCAUCAAACUGUGGAAAUUCCAUCUUAGGCAUCCAGGUGCGCUUGGAUCCAUGCUAGUCAGAGGAAGAAUUUUUUUGAGGUGUGUGUGAUACCUUUCCUGGAUCCACAGGAGGAGGCUGUCCAUGUUGCCCCCUGCGAACAUGAACCCUUGGCUGCGUCGCCACUGUGGGCGACACUGCAUAACAACCCUUCGCUGCCAUCCGCUCCAGAUCCGCGUCCCGAACACUGGUGGAUUCCUUUAACACUCGCGCCACAUGAACCUGUUCCUGAUGGAUCUCUCCAAUAGAGCUCACAAAUAUGUUUACCUUGGACUGCACCUGAUCCAGCUGAGCGACUUAUUCCUCAAACUUGUUGUCCAACCCAUCCAGUCGCGCCUUGAUUUCCAAAAUUCCUUCCACUUGCUCCUGCAGUAGCUGCAGAGCCGCAAAUGCCUGCGUUACGUUCUCCUCGAAUGACCCCAUCACCUCUACCAGGUGUCGUGUCUGAGCACUUGGCUUGAACGACACCGUUGCAGCUUCCUCUGGAUUUCUCCAACGCCGAUCUUGGAUUUACAGCCAACCGCAUGAGCAAUCGACAACUGACCAGUCGAUGUUACGGAGAGAGUCUCGAGUAUGCGAAGCACAAGACGGACCUAUCUAGCUCUGAAUACCACUUGUCAUAUCCUUGCUGAGGAUUUCCUGCCCAGAUUUGGGAUCGAGAAGAGGAUACUUGGGGAAGAAGAAGAAGAAACCAGAGAAAUAGUAGGUAGGAGGAGAGAAAAUAUGAGCUAUUUCAUUUAGUCGCUGCCAAUUCCAGCCAACGGUCGUGCUUAUAUAUAGCUAAUACAUUUUCACACACUCAGCCCCCAAAUGAACAUGACACUCGCAGAUGGCCCACUAGUUAUAUAAAUAUUACCGAAAAAAGCUUUCGCCCUGCUUUAUAAAUAAAGCAACCACCAGAAGCACAAGGUCCAACAAAUGUUCACACCGCACAUGCACGCCAAAGUAGCAGACAACAAAGAAAGUACAACAGAGGGUUCUGCUGAGGGCACAGCUCAACAAGCGCUAAAGAGAAAAUAAAAGGCGGCAACACAUUUCCCUUGGCGCUGCUCUCGACCGCCUUCAGCUUCCUCAUCCCUGGUUCUGCAGCCCUCAGGGCGACAGUACUGACAACCAUAAUUGGAAGGGUAUAAUCAAAUUGUUAUAUAUGCUCCCAUGAAAAGCAAGAGACGUGGAAAAUUGGUAGUUUUGAUCACCUUGCAGGUUGUUUUGUUAAGGUGGAAAAAUUGUAUCGGGUUCCUACCUGCACGCCUUGUCGAAUGCUAAACAGAAUCAUGUGCAUGGAUUAGUUUCCGCAAAAUAACUCUACGUGUAUGGAUUGGUAGUUUGGACCAAUAUGGAACUGUGGCCAUGAUAUUGUCUUGAGAAUUAGGCAAAUAGUUAAUCCAUUAUGUGUUGAAUGUAGUGCAGCUGUAGCUCUUUUAUUCUCAUAUAGAAGUUCACCCAGAUGAUCGUCAAAAUUACUAUGAAAUUCAAUUUUUCUGUGAAGAGACUUAUCUUUUUCACUAUCUAUUCCUGACCUGUCAAAAUAUUCUAUGUACUUCCAUAAAAUGGUUCGCAAGGUAUCAGAAUGAAAGUGAAGGGACUAAUUAGUGAAGUUGUAACUAACCACUAGAUUUUACUUAUUUCACAUUCUCUCUCUUUGCAUACAGAUGGCUAUGGGGCUCAUUUUUUCUAAAUUUGUUGGUUCCUGUGGUUAUGCCUCAAGGAUAUUAAUUUCUGAUGGCUGAAGUGUUUUGUUUGACAGAGAAUGUGCUUCAGUAUUAGGACUAAUCUAGGAUCUCUCAUGCCCGGGCUUGCCGACUACAUGAUGUCUUAUGUUAGAUGAUUAAUACGGUGAUUUUUAUGAAAAAACUAGCAUCUUACGCACCUUAAUUUGUGUUCUUCCUCGGCUUUCGAGAAGUUUCUGGGAAUUGCAAUGGACCAAAUUGUUGCCCAAGGCCUGGAUUCGAAACAUGUAGCUGUAAUGCUAAUCAAUCAUACCCAUUGCUUAUCAGUCGUAAUCAAUUCCUGCUUUUUAAACUUUCUCUUUUUUGGAAAAAGUGGAAGCAUUAUCGGCCAACUGAAAAGAGUAUGUUAUAAGUACAAUGAAAUCUGGGAAAAGAACUAUGAUGGGAGACGACGACACAGCCGCCGCUCUUUCCCCCUUCCCAAACCCUAGAGUUCGAGGCACUGAUCCCCAAGCCAAGGAUUUGAUGCCGCCAGGAGGAGGAGGUGAGCAUGGCUGCACGGAGCAGGACCACCCAUUGGCGACCGUUCGCCGUGACGAAGGCGCUCCGUCCCAUCCUAUGCCGCCGCCUCCCCUCAUUGUUCCCGUAGCUUCUGAGAAGAAGAAGAAGAAGCACAAGCAGGGGCAGGAGCACGAGAAACACCCUGCUGGGAGCCUUCCUGAGGGCCCCCUUGUCGAGAUUCUGUCCCGGGUGCCUUACAAGUCAUUCUGCCGCUUCAAGUGCGUGUCCAAGCCGUGGCUUGCCCUCUGCUCCGACCCCGACAUCCGCAAGAGGUCACCCCAGACCAUGGCAGGUUUCUUCCUCCGCAACUAUGGCAUGCGCCCCUGUUUCAUUAACUUGUCCGGAAGAGGCCAACCCCUGGUCGACCCUUUUCUCUCUUUCUUGCGCGAGAGCUUUAAACUUCUCAUCCCCCAGCAUUGCUGCGGUGGCCUUGUUCUCUGCAAAUACUGGGAAUCGUAUUGUUUUGAGGAAGAUGAGUACAAUCUUGUCGUGUGCAAUCCUGCGACCAAGAAGUGGGCUGAGCUGCCUCCUAAUCCUAUACAAUUGCAAGACGAAGACGAAGAAGAAGUCGAAGAAUAUUUGUGUUUCGAUCCAGCCGUCCCCUCCCGUUUCAUGGUAUUCACACACACUUGGGAUUUCACAGAAGUGACAAUCUACUCAUCAGACACUGGACGAUGGACUACGGUGGAGAGUGGUUGGAUUGAUAAGACUCCUAUUGGUCUUCCUGUCUUCCUGAAUGGUACUUUGCAUUUGAUGACCACUGAAUAUUCAAUAGUCACAGUAGACACAGAGGGGAAGGUUUGGGGGCAAAUUGAUAUUCCAGGCAACAUGCGAGACAGCUCUGAUUAUCCGUUCAUUGGACAGUCUCAGGGACGAUUGUAUGCUUGGUGUAUAAAUGAUAAUGUUGAUGUUUGCCAACUUUUAGUUUGGGCUCUUGAGGAUUAUGGUGGUGCAAAGUGGGCCUUGAAGGAUACUGUUAACAUUUCAGAACUGUUUGGAAGGGAUCGUUACAAAUAUGUGGAGCCCUUAGCAAUUCAUCCAGAUUGUGAUUUGAUUUUCCUUACCGACCGGAGGGGGAAGGCUAUCUCAUAUGAUAUGGACAGCAAGAAAGUGCAUGUUAUCGGCACUCACGAAACAUUCUAUGGUGCUAUACCUUAUGUUCCAUGUUUUGCGGAAUGGCCGUCAGAUGGUCACUGACCUUGGUGGAACUAUAUAUUGUCUUCAUAGAAUUCAGCCAUGGAGAAUAUGCAACACCUAGCAACAGCUUCCAGUGGCUAAUGCUUAGUUGUAUGAAUGAGUCUAGGUAUUUGAUAUAUCGGCUGCCUCUAGUGCUAAUCAUUAUGGUCACCUGUUAGCUCUUGGUAUGGGGUAACUGUGAGGGUAUAUUAUCUAUUUUUGAAAUUGGUUGGAUUUUCACCUCUUUAUUUUCCGUUUAAGAUUGGAGAUGCUUAUCUCUUGUUGCAACUUGCAAGUACAUUUAUCUUUUAUGGACAACUUGUUAUCCAUCGGUUCUGAAUAUUGAUAUCGCCUUGUUCUUAUGCACAUGUUAAAGACUGGA
Molecule: messenger RNA, 8638 nt
Organism: Aegilops tauschii subsp. strangulata
Lineage: Eukaryota; Viridiplantae; Streptophyta; Magnoliopsida; Poales; Poaceae
Source: RefSeq, a predicted model, not a curated record